Messenger RNA from Brachypodium distachyon (stiff brome), 1640 nucleotides. RefSeq names its product cis-zeatin O-glucosyltransferase 1. Gene Ontology annotation, molecular function: UDP-glycosyltransferase activity. Lineage: Eukaryota; Viridiplantae; Streptophyta; Magnoliopsida; Poales; Poaceae. The transcript has a single exon. The record is from RefSeq and is a predicted model, not a curated record. Bases 75 to 1496 code for a protein of 473 amino acids.
UCCAACGAGGUUCUACGCCGCAGGAAGUCGUCUACUGUAGUAUUCGUACUUCACAUCCAGAAACUCGAUCAUCGAUGGCGGUUGACUCGACGGAGAACUCGGUGGCCAUCGUGGCGGUGCCGUUCCCGGCGCAGGGCCACCUGAACCAGCUGAUGCACCUGUCUCUGCUGCUCGCGUCGCGGGGGCUCCCGGUGCACUACGCGGCGCCCGCGGCGCACGUCCGGCAGGCGCGGUCGCGCGUGCACGGCUGGGACCCGAAGUCCCUCGUCUCCAUCCACUUCCACGACCUCGACGUCCCGGCCUUCGAGUCCCCGGCGCCCGACCCGGCCGCGCCGUCUCCCUUCCCCAACCACCUCAUGCCGCUCUGGGAGACAUUCACGACCGCCGCGCGCGCCCCGCUCGCGGCUCUCCUGGAGACGCUCUCGGCCACCCACCGCCGCGUGGUCGUCGUCUACGACCGGCUGAACAGCUUCGCGGCCGUCGAGGCGGCGCGGGUGGGCAAGGGCAACGCCGAGGCGUUCGCGCUGCAGUGCGUCGCCAUCUCGUACAACAUCGGGUGGCUGGACCCCGGGCACCAGCUCCUGCGCGACCACGGCCUCGAGUUCCUCCCCAUCGAUGUUUGCAUGUCCAAGGAGUUCGUGGAGUUCGUGUUCCGGACGGAGAAGGAGAUGCAGGAGGAGGGUGGCGCCGGCGCGGCCCCCGCAGGCAUGGUGAUGAACACGAGCCGCGCGAUUGAGGGCGAGUUCAUCGACACGAUCGCCGCGCACCCGGUGUUCGAAAACCAGAAGCUCUUCGCGGUCGGCCCACUGAAUCCGCUGCUGGACGCCAGCGCCCGGACGCCCGGGAAGGCGCGGCACGAGUGCAUGGACUGGCUCGACGAGCAGCCGGCGGCGUCGGUGCUCUAUGUGUCCUUCGGGACGACGUCGUCUUUCCUGGGGGAGCAGAUCGCGGAGCUUGCCGCGGCGCUGAAGGGAAGCAAGCAGCGGUUCAUCUGGGUGCUGCGCGAGGCCGACCGGGCCGACAUAUUCGCGGACUCCGGCGAGAGCCGGAACCACGACAAGAUGCUGGCCGAGUUCACCAAGGAAACAGAGGGGACGGGGCUGGUGAUCACCGGGUGGGCGCCGCAGCUGGAGAUCCUGGCGCACGGCGCCACGGCGGCGUUCAUGAGCCACUGCGGCUGGAACUCGACCAUGGAGAGCCUGAGCCACGGCAAGCCGAUCCUCGCCUGGCCGAUGCACUCGGACCAGCCGUGGGACGCGGAGCUUCUCUGCAAGUACCACAAGGCCGGCCUCCUCGUGAGGCCAUGGGAGAAGCACAAUGAGGUGGUGCCGGCAGAGGAUAUCCAGAAGGUGAUCGAGGAAGCGAUGCUCUCUGACAAUGGGAUGGCCGUGCGGCAGCGGGCCAAGGUGCUUGGUGAGGCCGUCCGCGCCUCCGUGGCAGAUGGCGGCACCUCGAGCCAAGGCCUGGACGACUUUGUUGCUCACAUCUCUAGGUGAUUGGCUUGUUGCUAAAAUCUUCAAUGUCUUGGCUGUUUCAUCAGAUGAAUUCGAUUUCCUUUCGUGAAAAUUCAUUUCGAAUUAUAAAAUUGUGGCAAGCAUUUGAGUACUUCAUGAUAUGUAUGUUCGAGUUAUUAUUUAUGA